Arachis ipaensis is the source of this 608-nucleotide messenger RNA. Lineage: Eukaryota; Viridiplantae; Streptophyta; Magnoliopsida; Fabales; Fabaceae. The record is from RefSeq and is a predicted model, not a curated record.
UGCGUCUUGGCCCCUCCCAGUUUUGUAAUCUUAAUUAAUUAUAACAUUACAUAAGUGUGAUCAUGACCUUGCACCCUGUAGCUUUCUCCUUUCAUAUCCAACAAUAAUUCUUAUUUUCGGUUUGGUUUUAUUUCCACCUCCUCACUAGUCACUAGGUUUGUUCCUUUAGAAUUUCCAAUAAAGGCAUAUACAUAGAUAGAUAGAAGGGUGAAAGUGAAAGCAGGUGGAGAGGUUAAUUAACAAGAUAGAUAUAUGGCUGAUGCAUUUGAUGAGGAGUGUGAUUAUCUGUUCAAAGCUGUUCUGAUUGGGGACUCAGGGGUUGGGAAAUCAAAUCUGCUAUCAAGGUUUGCAAAAGAUGAAUUCCGGUUUGAUUCAAAGCCCACUAUAGGAGUCGAGUUUGCUUACCGCAACAUCAAAAUUGCAGACAAACUCAUCAAAGCACAGAUAUGGGACACUGCCGGCCAAGAACGCAUCUUCGUAAGGAGAAAGCAAAACUCUCUCCUCCACCCUCUUGUCUUCUUCAUCUCAAAUAAGCUAAGCAAUCUGCAUCAUGAUCAUAAAUUGAUGGGAUUGACAUGCAUAUAUAAUUGAACUCAAAGAGUGGCGGU